AGUGCACUAUUGUAUACGGUUGCAAGAGCGACCAUGAAAUCUAGCAACUCUGUAAGCACAAAAGAAAAACCGUUCUCAGGGCCACCAGCAGCAGCUGGCUGAGCGAUGAGUUUGUUUGUUGAUGUCGGCAAUUGGCGCUAGUCUAGUGGUGGUCGUUCCCCGAUUAUAGACCGUCGUCGUCGUGGUUGUCGUUGAUGAAACUAGCUUCUACUAUCAUAUGCUAGAUUUACCGACGAAGAAAUCCGUGGACGUGUGUGACGAAAUACGACAUAACGCAUCUAUAACACUUACGUGAUUGUCAUAAGUGACGUAGCGAUCGAAUUAAAAGCAAACAGCAGGCAAACGUUAUUGGCUGAAAGCAGCAGUGUGAAGUGUAGUGCCGCAAGUGGCCAAGUAAUUGUUCAAAAUGGGAUUUUUCUAUUGAAGGUGAAUGAAUCCAUAAUCCACCCGUCUUUAAAAUAGUGAGAUCCACGGUCCGAGUUCAAGGAUACAGAAACAAAGGUGCGUGAGUGAGUGCGGGUGGGGGUGGUAAGAGUGUACAAAGUACACAAACUGUAGCAACCAACAGAGAGUGCUAGAGAUAAGAAGGGAAGACAGGGCACCGUUCGAGGAAGGGAAAUGUUUUCCUUUCUCCCUUUUCCGUCGUCGUAAAUGUCUCAUCAGCUUUUGUGUACUGGGGUACUAGCGGGAUCGAGAAACAGCAGACGUCAGCGGCCGCUACCAUCGGAGGAGGUGGCACAAACAAGUAACUACUGCUGGUUACUCUGCGAGGAGCUCGCAGUCACCGGAGAAGGUAAAACCAGCUGAAGCCUAUCGCAUUCGUACUCGCACGCAUAACUCAAUUCAAUUGCGCGAAAAUCAGAACAAAGUGAAAAACCCGAACCGUCCGAAGAUCUUCGGGCUAGUGAUAUAAUUAUUGAAGGCGAGCACAGAAAAAAAUGGCAGAUUUCGAUGCGAUCUACGAGGAGCAGGAAUUGGCUGAAUCGGAAGAUCUCGAGGAGGCCCACGUUCAGAUGGUGCCGGAUCCGAUUGUCAUACGGGGAGCAGGAAAUAUGACAGUUUUUGGCCUCAGCAAUCGGUUCAACGUGCAAUUUCCAGCCGGUCUGGUGUCGCGCGUCGCUCCCGAAGAAUUCAAGGCGACCAUCUUGCGUAUUAACGCGGUCCUCAAGAAGACGCUUCCAGUCAACGUGAAGUGGCUGUUUUGCGGCUGCGUGUGCUGCUGCUGCACACUCGGAUGUUCCCUAUGGCCUGUGAUAUGUUUAAGUAAGAGGACUCAGCACACACUAAACAAACUGCUCGAGUGGGAGAAUAGUCAUUUGUAUCAUAAGCUUGGCUUGCACUGGAGGCUCAGCAAGCAGCAGUGCGAUUCCAACUCGAUGAUGGAGUACGUCCUGUUGAUAGAGUUUAUACCGAAGACGCCCAUCUAUCGCCCGGAUUAGACAGGCCCAGUCGUCACUUGGUAUACUAGUUUUGAACUACAAUAAAACAAAAAAAAAAAAUAUCGAUAGCUGUUAUUUUGAAGCAAAAGGCAAACUUUUAUAUAGCGACAAGAGUAUGAGAUGCCUAGCCGAUUGUUUAGCUAGUUGAGAACUGUUUUUUGUCGGUAGGUUUUAGUUUAUUAGAAUUUGUUCCCCAAGAAGCUAAUGCUAGCUAACCAGAAUAACUAUUUUGCAAGCAAAGAGAACUAUUGAUUGACAAGCUGUCGUGUACAAAAGUUGGUAGUAAUUGCCUGCGAGAAUAGAGUUCGCGUCUUGUGCUUCCGCGUGGGGGGACACAUGUGUAGAUUAUUGUAAAGCAUACCUUAGAGGUGAUGGCAAACCGUUGUACGGACUGCUAUCCGAGCGAAGCAAGGAAGUGUGAAUUUCUGGAUGAAAAACAUUUCCGCCGUUUUGAACGGAAAAGGCAAACUAAUAAAUAAUAACCACUCAAGUGAUCUUAGAACAAGCAGCGGCAAGAAAAUUGUGGCGAGCCGAAAAAAUAACGAUAGUGUUGGUCUUUUCCAAAAAAAAAACUUAAAUGCAAUGAAGAAAAGGAAAUAUGAAGUUGUGAAAAUAAAACACACACAAGUAACACAAACUACAUCCAAGAAUAAGCAGUCAUUGUAUAGUGUAUAGAGAUUUGUUUAGCAUGUAAGGCGAAUUGAAUAAUAAAACCUAAAAGCUAUUCUUUGA
This is a messenger RNA of Wyeomyia smithii (pitcher-plant mosquito), 2171 nucleotides long. RefSeq names its product cysteine-rich hydrophobic domain-containing protein 2. The transcript has 4 exons. NCBI's taxonomy places the organism in Eukaryota, Metazoa, Arthropoda, Insecta, Diptera, Culicidae. The coding region runs from base 939 to 1439 and encodes 166 amino acids. The record is from RefSeq and is a predicted model, not a curated record.